AUGGCGGAGGUUCCGUAUAACAUGCUAGACGAGGCAAUAAGAGAUUCAAGCACGAAAUCUUGUUCAGAGGAGCUUAGAGGCAUUAGCAGUAAAAGAAAGAUCACGUCACCGAUGCUUACUCCAAAAGUCGAUAUCAACAGUAAUGGUCAAGUCAUUUAUGAGAAAAAGAAAGUGACCCCUCAUGAGAACCAAAUCCAGAUUUUCGUAUUCGUACUACCCGAGCCUCCUCACGCAAACCUAACAACAGGCGUCGGGCUCAAUCCGGAGCGACAUCGCAAGAUCAACAGCAGAGAGCUCAUGGAAGACUUAAAGAGGGUUAAGGUGGUCGGAGAGGCAUAUACGAGCAAGGAAUCUAGCUGCUGUGGAUGGAUACAUCAGAAAUUGGGAGAUGCUCGACUAAAAGUUUGGAAGAGAAGAACUAAUAAAGGUCAAGCGAAUUUCUUUGGAGAGUCUCACGAAGGAUAUGUCGGUGGAGUAACAUCAUGA
This is a messenger RNA of Ambispora gerdemannii, 486 nucleotides long. The record is from the annotation of a GenBank genome assembly. NCBI's taxonomy places the organism in Eukaryota, Fungi, Glomeromycota, Glomeromycetes, Archaeosporales, Ambisporaceae.